This is a messenger RNA of Wasmannia auropunctata (little fire ant), 972 nucleotides long. RefSeq names its product putative nuclease HARBI1. NCBI's taxonomy places the organism in Eukaryota, Metazoa, Arthropoda, Insecta, Hymenoptera, Formicidae. Bases 1 to 972 code for a protein of 323 amino acids. The transcript is spliced from 4 exons. The record is from RefSeq and is a predicted model, not a curated record.
AUGACACUUUAUCGAGAGCCAAUAUCACCUGACCAACGUCUGUUGCUUACAUUGAGGUAUUUAGCGUCUGGUGACUCAAUGAUGUCUCUUAAAUAUCAAUAUUAUAUUGCUCAAUCAACAAUAACACAUAUUAUUGAAGAAACCUGUAAUGCUUUAUGGAUUACUUUAAUGCCCAUUGUUCUAAAAGUACCUACGUCCGAUAAAUGGAAGGAAAUUUCAAAUCAAUUUGAAAUAAAAUGUAAUUUUCCACACUGUAUAGGUGCCGUGGAUGGCAAACAUGUAGUUAUACAGGCACCACCACAUUCUGGUUCUACUUAUUACAAUUAUAAGAGUUCGCAUAGUAUAGUCUUAAUGGCUAUUUGUGAUAGCGAUUACAAAUUUAUACUAGUCGAUAUUGGAGCGACAGGACGUCAAAGUGAUGGAGGCGUAUGGGGAAGAUCUGCUAUGGGUCAAGCAUUUGCAGAAGGUCAAAUAGACAUACCAUUAUCAGAAGAAGUCACUGAAGGACCUGUUUUGCCAUAUGUGUUAGUAGGAGAUGAAACUUUUCAAUUAACCAAUUAUAUGAUGCGUCCUUUUCCUGGAAAAGGAGGUUUGACAAAGGAAAAAGCAGUAUUUAAUUAUCGACUCAGUAGAUCACGCCGUAUGGUGGAAUGCGCGUUUGGAAUUCUUUCUUCGCAAUGGCGAAUAUACAAGCGACCUAUCAACACAUCGAUGGAAACAGCAACAAAAAUAAUACAAGCUACAAUAGUUCUACAUAACUUCUUGCGUCAAAAUGACACUGAUGAUGUUAUUUUCGAAGCUAUUAAUGUUGUGGAUCCAACAUGUUCUGAAGUUGAAACUGCGGCAUUCACAAAUAUUGGCAAUUUUGGAAGCAAUACUUAUACACGAGAGGCAUCUCAUAUACGAAACAUGUUUGUAGAUUAUUUUAAUAAUGAAGGUGCUCUUUCAUGGCAAGAAUCCAUGUUACCAUAA